GUACAACCAUGGGAAUGUUAGGAUUACCGUUGACAUUAUUCAAAGAAACUUUUGGUGUUAAUCCGAAAGGAUUUCAUUUUCCUCAAACGGACAAACAUUUAUUUGAUACACCAGGGAUCAUAAAUAAGAAUCAAUUGGUUAAUCUUUUGACUGAGGAAGAAUUGAAAAUUACCAUUCCUCAAAAAUAUAUUAAACCGUUAACGUUCGCUUUGACACCAGGAAAAGCAGUAUUUUUGGAAGGUCUUGGGCGGAUAGAUUAUGUUGAUGGGCAAAAACCGAUUCGUAUUACCGUAUUUAGUAGAUUAAAACCUCAUCUCACAUCUAUAAAACGAGCAGACGAAAUAUGUCAAUCUAUGGCCGUAGGUGAUCAAACAUUUUUACAACCACCAAUAUUUUCAUCAAAGAGAAAGGAAUUAUUCCCAGCAAUGAUUAAAUGCAUAAAAAAAUAUGCGAUGAAAGGUACACCAGGAACAAUGAGUGUUAAAGAUGUGGUAUUUUCGGGAGUUGGAUGGAUUUCAUUUGGUGGCAUGUUUGAUAAGGCUGUUAUUGACAUUUGGUCGCCCAAUGGAAUGGGAAUUUAUAUUAGGGAUAAACCUUUAUUACCUUUUGAAUUCAGAG
Racocetra persica is the source of this 618-nucleotide messenger RNA. NCBI's taxonomy places the organism in Eukaryota, Fungi, Glomeromycota, Glomeromycetes, Diversisporales, Gigasporaceae. The record is from the annotation of a GenBank genome assembly.